This is a messenger RNA of Populus trichocarpa (black cottonwood), 947 nucleotides long. RefSeq lists its product as uncharacterized. Gene Ontology annotation, molecular function: protein binding. Gene Ontology annotation, biological process: protein folding in endoplasmic reticulum. The coding region runs from base 388 to 690 and encodes 100 amino acids. NCBI's taxonomy places the organism in Eukaryota, Viridiplantae, Streptophyta, Magnoliopsida, Malpighiales, Salicaceae. The record is from RefSeq and is a predicted model, not a curated record. The transcript is spliced from 5 exons. Gene Ontology annotation, cellular component: EMC complex.
AUAACAUAUGGCUUACAAGUGUGCUUUGUUGUGGUUACGAGUGGGAACUAAUAACGAUCUUUCAAUUGCAUGUGAUGCAUAAUCUUACGUGGCCAAGUUCCCUAUCAUUUAAUAGCUCUCCUGCAUUAAGAAAUUCUUAGAUCACAGUUUGCUCAUUUUUUAAAUUGUUCUACAAGGUGAGGUGGCAGUUUGUUUUUUCUUUAGCGUCAGUGGGGAUACCAAGUCAUUGGACUUCAAAUAGGAACAUCGAAAUGUUAAUAUUAUGACCAUACACAUUCGAUCGUGUGGCUUUAGGUGUUUUCUCUACAGUUUAAUUUUUCAGCUGUAGUUUGAGUCCCUGUAGGAAGUACAAGGAAAAUUUUUGUUUUGAUCUUAACAUGUGAUGGAAUGGUUUUUUCUUUUUUCGCACAAAUCACAGGCAGACUGGAGGCAAUGUUACUUGAAGCAAAGGGAUCUUGGGGAGAGGCAGAAAAGGCUUACUCAAGCCUUUUAGAGGACAAUCCUUUUGAUCAGGUAGUACACAAGAGAAGGGUAGCUUUGGCAAAGGCACAAGGCAAUUUGACAGGGGCAAUUGACUUGCUCAAUAAGCAUCUUGAAACAUUUAUGGCUGAUCAUGAUGCCUGGAGAGAGCUUGCUGAAAUAUACAUCUCCUUGCAAAUGUACAAGCAAGCAGCGUUCUGCUAUAUAUGAAGAGCUGAUAUUAUCUCAACCUACAGUCCCACUGUAUCAUUUAGCGUAUGCUGAUGUGAGGACCUUCUUUAUUUCAGCUAUAUUAUCUGAACCUGCAGUUCCACCUGAUCAUUUAAGCCUAUGCCACUGUAUCAUCCUGCUUCUUUAAAUGAGUUAUCAACCUGCAGUCCAGACUUGCAAUCUUUGGCAACAGCAGCUUUGGAGAAAGAGUACAAGCAGAGAGCUUCUGACAUACUCUCUGUGCUCACUUCAGCUUU